UUUUCUGAAAAGACUGAGGUUUCCUAUAUCCUGAGUGCUGGAGAUGGUAGAACUCUGUUUCAGAUCCACAGCUGAAAUAGCAUCUUUCUGUUUCUGUACAGAUGAUAAGACACGGGUUCCUCUGGGAGAAAAGAAUGGCUACAUUAAUGCAAGUUACAUUAGAAUGAAUGUUGGAGAAGAGGAACACUUUUAUAUUAUAACCCAAGGGCCUCUGCCAUCCACUAUGGCUGAUUUCUGGCAAAUGGUUUGGGAGAGUGAAUCAGAUGUGAUUGCCAUGAUGACAAAAGAAGUGGAGUUAGGGCAAGUCAAAUGUCAUCGAUACUGGCCUGAAUCUCCCUAUGACUCUAAAGACCUGGCUAAUUUCUAUCUCAGGCUACACAAUUACCAGAUUAUGGAAUACUUCAUAAUUAGAAAAAUAGAAAUUAUCAACAAGCAGACAGAAGAAAAGCGCAUUAUAAAUCACUUGCAAUUUAUCACUUGGCCAGAGCACAAUACUUCCAAACUGGCUGAGCAGCUUGUAAAAUUUAUUUGUUACAUGAGAAAAGCUCACAGGAAUGGAUGUCAACAACAUGGUGAAAUCUCUUAG
Molecule: messenger RNA, 586 nt
Organism: Cyanistes caeruleus (blue tit)
Lineage: Eukaryota; Metazoa; Chordata; Aves; Passeriformes; Paridae
Source: RefSeq, a predicted model, not a curated record